AACAAGGUGAAUUUUGAAUGUUUUUGAAUGUCUAUUCGUGGAGCAUUUAGUUUCCACUCUUGUCACAAGCGAGAGAAUUCGACUGGAGAGAACCGAGAGAAUUAUACACGAAAGCGCGGCUGUUCAGUUACUCUUGUCCUUGGUAGAGCGAUGGCUUCAGAGAAUCGGCCGCCGAAGGCGAAGUCGGUGCUUCAGGGCCUGAGAAAGUCAGACUUUCGCGAUUGUGGUCUUGCGGAUGUGGACAAGCUCGAGCUAAAAGGCGUCCAGGUACUAGACGUUGGUGGAAAUGCGGCCGUUAAAAGUCUCGACCCUCUUCUAUCAGCCGUGCCAGGGUUACGCAUCUUGUUUGCAGCGGGGUUGCCACACAUAAACGAGUUUCCGCUCGCUUUGCACGAAAAGGAUGCCGAAGCCAGCGAUUGUGCUCCGGAAACAGAUCGACCACCAAUGCAAAACCAAGAGUCAUCGUCAGGCUUUCCCGAAAGUGUACAAGACAUGAUAUCUGAUUGCGUGGCGCGACGAGACGACGCUUUUGCCACUCCGAAAGGGCUCUAUUUCAUCGGAUUAAGACACUGUUCGCUUACGCGCCUGCCCUCGCCGCGUAUCAACUUGUGCAAUCUCGUUUGGAUGACGGUUACCGACAAUCAGAUUGCAUCCUUACCUGACGAUUUCGAGCGCUAUUCGGCGCUCAGAAAAGUCGGAUUCACGGGCAACCGAAUUCAGGCACUGCCACUGACGUUCCCGAAAUCACUGGAGCUCAUACGCUUUCCGGACAAUUGUCUUACCGACGAGGGCUUCGCUCGUGGCCAUGAUUGGUUGCUGGACACCUCGAAGUGCCCGAAAAUCGCAUGGACCGCCUGGUCGGGAAAUCCAAUUUCCUGGCUGAAAGAUCCCGCAGAUACAUCUUCAACUGCUGCGGCAACGACUCCGAAUACUACAAAGCCUAUCAAGAAAGCCAGUGAAGAUGAUAUAAAACUGCUACAGCUCGGCGCGGAUUUAAAUCUUUCAAUACCAGCUCCUGCUGAAAGUUGCGCCGGAAGAGGUGACUUUUCAGCGCUCUGUUACAAAUCUACCGGCGCAACGGCGAAACAGUUGGGAACAGGUGCUUCAGGAUGGGUUUAUGAGACAGAUUCAGUUGAGUAUGGCAGAAUCGCCGUCAAGCUUUUCAAGCAAGGAAUCACUACUGACGGAAAUAAUGAGCACGAGAUGCGAAUACUGCAAUUGCUUUUUGUGGAGGACGCCGACAAAACUGGGGAUGGGGGAGUGAUAACGAGCAGUACUUCAUCCUCUUCAUCCUCUUCCGUUGUGCCACCGGCUUGGUCGAGGAGACUUUAUCGUGGCCAACAGAACACAGUCGAACUUUUGGGAUUGGUUGUGAUGGAUAACGACGACACUACCGGUACAACAACAAGCGAAGCUAGUAUUGGCGUUGCCAUGCGGUUAUUGGAAGGAUACACGGCGCUUGGUAACACGCCAUCCUUCCACUCUGUCACACGCGAUGUCUUCGACAGCGGGAAGCUCUUUGAGAUCGUUGCAGGUGACGUUCUUACUAUCGUCACGCAAAUUGCAGAAGCCUGUUUCUUUCUUCACAAGCGCUGCGUGAUUCAUGGCGACUUGUAUGCCCACAACAUCAUUUGUCGGCGUGAUGUCGACAAUGAAGAAACCCAUGUUCAUGCGGUGCUAACGGAUUUCGGAGCUGCGUUUGCGUGUUACGAUAAUGAGCUUCGACGUCGUUUUGUCCAGACUGAGUUGAGAGCUUGGGCUAAUUUGUGUGAGGACUUAAUCUGGGCCUCGUCCGAAGACGACGCUAUACCAACGCCUUUCUUGUCUCUGCUCGAGUGCAUCGCGCUAGUACGCGGAGGUGUCAUAGGAAACUUUGAUGAACUGCUAGCUUCUGAAACACUCUCCAGCACUUCUACUUGCGCUGGAUAAAGCAAUGUACAUUUUUUGGUGCCAAGCACAGUUCUCAUAGAUUCUUGAGGAGCAUCGCACGCGUACGGG
Amoebophrya sp. A25 is the source of this 1998-nucleotide messenger RNA. The record is from the annotation of a GenBank genome assembly. Lineage: Eukaryota; Dinophyceae; Syndiniales; Amoebophryaceae.